CGUACCUCUACUUAACUUAACACAAGUACACAACGAACUCAAAUCAGAGACUACUGUGUGUGUUAUUGAACUAGUUGCCUUCGAUUGUUGUCGUCACCAAAUCCAUAUCUGCUUCUGUGAAACCCUAGAAAUGGAGGAAGAUGGUUCCAACUCAAUCCGCCGCACGUCUGGUCGAACCCGAAAAGUUGCCACCAAAAUGGUCGCCGCACUGGCUAGCUCCGACAACCGUACCCAGGCUGCUCUCGCACGAUUGGAUGCUUUGGAAAAUGACAAUGCAGGAUUUGAAGCUGCAGAUCCCAAUAUUGAUGAUGAUGAAGCUUCUCUAGAUGAUGAUGAUCAAGUGUACAUGCAGAGAAAACAAUCUAAAGGCACCAAAAGGAAAACAAGGCAAGCAAAAGCACUUGAAGCUAGGAAGGCCCCAAGAACAUUUCUUGAGCUCUUAAAUGAUGCAAACUUAGAAUCAUUGCCUCCACAUGUUCCUACCUAUUGGAAAGCAGCUGUCGGACCUCCAAGCUCAACCGCCCGUCGCCACUUUUGUACUGUAUGUGGUUUCUCUGCCAAUUACACUUGUGUCAGAUGUGGUAUGCGCUUUUGUUCCAAUCGGUGUCAAAAUGUGCACAAUGAUACACGAUGCUUGAAAUUUGUUGCCUAAUACAUUUUUUAAUAUAACAUUUUGGACCCUGUCCAAUAUUUUGAUACUUGCUAUUGUAAGGUAUCAAUUUUCACUAACAUUGUGUACAAAGCAAGUUGUUUGGUGAAUCAAAUUUUCCCCUUUUUCCCUUUUGAGAUUAGUAUUUAUGCUGCCUGGUCCAUUUCAUAAAGAAAAAUGUAUAUUCUUCUAAACCCUACUGGAUCCUUAUGUUCUAGGUAACCUUGUUAAUGAUGUUCUCAGCUGCUCGGAUAUACUAAAGAUAUUGUUUAUAAGAUUAUCUUUAUUAUGUUACAAGGCUUUUUCUGUUUUUACUUUACUGAUAGAGCCUUCUUUGCUUAUCUGCUUGUAUGAUUAGACUAGCUUCAAAUAAACUUCCUAAAACUUGCUAGAUAAGUGAUUCAGACACUUAAUUUUUAUAUACAUGUAGGUACCAUAAGACAUGACAGUCGGCACAAACUACUCAUUUAAAUUUGUACAUGUUUUUUAUGCAGUAGAAAGGCUUUCAUCGCGCGUGUACCUAAAAGCUACGGUGUGUAGCUUCAAAUUUCAAUGUAAUUGCGGGUAUUAUCACCUUGAUACCAAACACAUGCUUAGAUAAUACAUGUAAGAACGACAUCAGUAAAAUAUAUAAGUGUGCUCCAUCCCAAUUUAUAUAUUUUGAAGGGUCGGGACAAACUGUUGUGCUAGCAAUUCCACAAAAUAUAUGAAGAACGACAUGUUAUGGUCGACUUGCUUCACAACAUGCUUUCAAAAUCUUGUACUUAUCAGAAAUAAAACUUGCAUGAUUAAUACAUAAAAUGGUGUACAUGUUCAAAUCAAUUAGACAAGAAUAAGUUAUGGUAAUAUUAACAAAAAUAAAUGAAACAAUAACGCCACUAUAUUGUUGUGGUGAUUGAUUAUAUGUUUGACAUUAUUGUAGUAAUCAAAAUAUAUUAUUUUAACUUGA
Molecule: messenger RNA, 1598 nt
Organism: Trifolium pratense (red clover)
Lineage: Eukaryota; Viridiplantae; Streptophyta; Magnoliopsida; Fabales; Fabaceae
Product: SWR1 complex subunit 6
Exons: 3
Coding region: 131-652 (173 amino acids)
Biological process (GO): chromatin remodeling
Cellular component (GO): Swr1 complex
Molecular function (GO): nucleosome binding
Source: RefSeq, a predicted model, not a curated record